AUGUAGACAGGCAUUGCAGAUAUGAAUGUGCCCCUCUUGCACCCGCCCCUCCUUGCAUCCCAACUGCUGCCCUGACUAUUUGAACUUCUUCGUUAUUGAAUUCUCGAGAUUCCUACCCCGACCUAGGCGCUCGCUAAACCACAAUGGACACAACACCGAUAAGCGGCCUGGACGAGCUCGAGAAACAUGUCGAUGAUCUCGUUCAGGACCCCAGCAUCCCUCUUGAUGCAAAGCUCUUUGACGAUGUCGAGCUCCAGCUCACAGAAAGCAAUACCCCGGCCGUUAUCGUCCGGUUUCUUCCGAAACUCACCGCGAUCUUGAAGCAAUAUACCGAAGACCCAACCGUCCUCGCCAGUCUAGCAAUCAAGCUUCUCCGCCCCGUGUCCUUCACCCAAGUCCUUUCGCUCGCUUCCGAAGAGUCCUUAGUGCAGGCCCUCGACUCCCCCGCGCCGGCCGCAAACCUGCUCGCGAUGACCGUUAUUCACAAAGCUGCUGUGAGCUCGGCCGACGUAGCUAUUCUCUCUACCAUGACGUCAGUUGUAGUGUCUUUCAUCCGGCGGUGGCUGGCCGCGCCGCAGGUCGAGGUGGGACAGAAGGGUGGGAUUGUUCUUGGCGACUUGCUCGACGUCGACUGCGAACUGCCCAUGCCUCCCGUACCAGGGCGCACCGCGACACACACCGAGCUGGUAUUGCGCAAGAGCCCCGGACAGGGCAAGCUAUGGCGGCGGCUUUUUACCGACCGGGCGAUAUACACGCUUCUGGUAGCCCUCUGCGCUGGCCGUCACGCGGACACGAGUGCGAACGUGCACCAGCUGUCUCUGGCGCAGGGCCGGGUGUUGCGGAUCUUGCCUCGGCUGGCAGCUCUGAACCUUCGGGCCGUUAGCCAGUCAGGUAUUAUGGCGACCACGGCUGUGAGUGUUACGAAUGGCUACGGAGAAUCUGAUAGAUCCAUCCCGAAACCCAAGCAGGGCGAGGGGCUUCUCCAGUUUGCAGCACUGCGCAUGGUGGACAAAAGCGAUGCUCUGAUGCACUUGAGCCUAGUGGAUUUCUUCGAGGCGUUUGUAAGCCUGAUGCGUGUGACUGAGUAUUCCGUUCACAAGGUAGAGGUAGUCCGGGCGCUUUUGUGUGAGGCGAUUGAGGAUGAUCUGGUGUUGAAGGAGGCGCUGCUAAGCCUACCAGAACGGAUUGUUCCUGAAGAGGCCGACGACUUGCGGCGAUGGCUCCAGGAAGUGAUGCCCAGAGAGACUAAUAGAGUUCCAUUACGGUGAUGGGCCCAAGGCCUGUCUUUAAUAAAUCACAAUAUCCACGAGUUGCUAAAGUCUGG
Messenger RNA from Lasiosphaeria miniovina, 1324 nucleotides. RefSeq lists its product as uncharacterized. The coding region runs from base 144 to 1268 and encodes 374 amino acids. Lineage: Eukaryota; Fungi; Ascomycota; Sordariomycetes; Sordariales; Lasiosphaeriaceae. The transcript is spliced from 2 exons. The record is from RefSeq and is a predicted model, not a curated record.